Molecule: messenger RNA, 1338 nt
Organism: Dovyalis caffra
Lineage: Eukaryota; Viridiplantae; Streptophyta; Magnoliopsida; Malpighiales; Salicaceae
Source: the annotation of a GenBank genome assembly
AUGGCUAAAAUUUGUUGGCCAUACUUUGAUCCUGAGUAUGAGAACUUGAGCACUAGGAUUAAUCCUCCAAGGGUAUCUGUAGACAACACUAGUUGCAGUGACAAUACUGUUAUUAAGGUUGACAGCAUGAACAAACCAGGAAUUCUCCUAGAAGUUGUGCAAAUCCUAACCGACCUUGACCUCAUUAUCUCCAAAGCUUAUAUCUCCUCAGAUGGUGGAUGGUUCAUGGACGUAUUUCAUGUCACCGACCAACAAGGAAAGAAGAUUACGGAUUUUAAAACCAUUGCCUACGUAGAGAAGGCUCUAGGACCUAAAGGUCAAGAAGCAGUGACUACUUGGCCAGGCAAACGGGUUGGAGUGCACUCUGUUGGUGAUCAUACUGCCAUUGAACUCAUUGGCAAGGAUCGCCCAGGUCUCUUAUCUGAAAUCUCAGCUGUACUUGCCAACCUUCACUUCAAUGUGGUUGCUGCUGAAGUUUGGACCCAUAAUAGGCGGAUAGCAUGUGUUGUCUAUGUCAAUGAUGACACCACAUCUCGUGCUGUAGAUGACCCAACUCGACUGUCAAUAAUGGAGGACCAGCUUAAGAACAUCCUACGCGGGUGCGAGGAUGAUGAGAAGAUGGGUCGUACUAGUUUCUCCAUGGGAUUCACUCAUGUUGACCGUAGGCUGCACCAAAUGUUGUUUGCCGAUAGGGAUUAUGAAGGUGGAAUAGUGGCAACUGAGAUUGAUUAUCCUCCCUCUUUCAAGCCUAAGAUCACAGUUGAGCGUUGUGAAGAAAAAGGAUACUCCGUGGUCAAUGUUAUAUGCAAAGACCGCGCCAAGUUAAUGUUUGAUAUAGUGUGCACUCUCACAGAUAUGCAAUAUGUUGUUUUUCAUGCUAGUAUCUCAUCUGAUGGCCCCCAUGCAUCACAGGAGUACUAUAUUCGUCACAUGGAUGGUUGCGUACUUGAUACUGAAGGAGAGAAAGAAAGAGUUAUCAAAUGCCUUGAAGCUGCAAUUAGAAGAAGAGUGAGUGAGGGUCUGAGCCUUGAGCUCUGUGCAAAGGAUAGAGUAGGCUUGCUAUCUGAAGUCACAAGGAUUCUGCGAGAGAAUGGAUUAUCAGUUUCAAGAGCGGGUGUCAUGACAAUAGGAGAGCAAGCAAUGAAUGUUUUCUAUGUGAGAGAUGCUUCUGGGAACCCAGUGGAUAUGAAGAUUAUCGAAGCACUGCGUAAAGAAAUCGGGCACACAAUGAUGCUUAAUGUGAAGAAACCACCUAUUAGUUCCAGAGAACCUGAAGCUAGAGGAUGGGCCAAAACAAGUUUCUUCUUUGGGAACUUGCUGGAAAGGUUCUUGGCGUGA